This is a messenger RNA of Chaetomium fimeti, 1433 nucleotides long. Its product is annotated as SGNH hydrolase-type esterase domain-containing protein. Bases 45 to 1250 code for a protein of 401 amino acids. The record is from RefSeq and is a predicted model, not a curated record. The transcript has a single exon. Lineage: Eukaryota; Fungi; Ascomycota; Sordariomycetes; Sordariales; Chaetomiaceae.
UGGAAGCCGGUCUCUCGCAUUUGCGGACCUUCAACGGUCGUGAUAUGGCUGCGCAGCACCGUCAAAACGUGACGGCUCUUAUUUCCCGACACCGAAAUACAAUCAUCCCAAUUAAUCCUCCCAAACCCCUUAGUUCAAGUCAUCAUCGGCGGGGUGACUCAGCCCGGGCCGCGCAACACCAAAAAUGGCUGCAACAAACCCGGCCAACUGGCCCAACACAACAUGCCGCACUGCGCCGCAACUUUCAACCGCCAACAUCAGAAAGCUUUAAAAUACCCCGAAGCCUUUUGUCUCGUCACAUCUCUUCCUCCUCCAUUUCCACAUUCACACAAAACACCACAACAACCUCCACCAUGGCCGACACACCAGAGACAACUGCUACCAGCCCCCAAGCCACAUCCACUGCCGACCCAACUGAUAGCAAAAACAAUCCCAUAAUAAUCGCCCCCCUCCAAUCCAUCGCCAAAUUCAAAGCCCGCUCCCACGACACCUCCAAGGAGGUGCACAUCCCCCUGCUCCAAUCCCACACCCACAACGCGGCAGUUCAAUGCGGCCCCACUGUCGUGUUAGUCGGAGACUCGAUGCUCGAGCGCAUGACCACGACCGGCUCGACCCCCAACUUCACCGCGCCCUGGCCCUCGCCCGCCAUGCUCAGUGACGCCGCCCUCGCCGCCCUGCACCCUGCAGCUGACACCGACAUCCCAAGCCCGCGGCGGCUCGACCGCGUCUUCAACGCCGGCGUCGGCGGCGACAAGAUCCAGAACGUGGCCUACCGCCUCGUUGGCGCCGAACCCGAAGGCGGGGAGGGCGGCGGUUUGCCGGGCCUGCUGCCCAUGUUGGCGGCGUGCGGGACGGUGCGGGUGUGGGUGGUGCAGGCGGGCACGAAUAACCUGUCGCCGAAGAAGGGGCUGGUGGAGCGGGAUUGUGAGGCGUUGGAGGUGUUGCUGGGUACGCUGCUGGGGGUGAAUCCGAGGGGUGGGGAGUGUAAAGUGCUGGUGACGGGGUUGUUCUACAGGAAGGAUGUGUCGGUGGAGUUGGUGGAUCAGGCGAAUGGGAAGAUUAGGGAGGUGGUUAAGAGGUUGCAGGAGAGGUGUGGGGUGGGGAGGGUGGUGUUUCUGGCGCCUACUGCGGGGGUCAAGACGGAGGAGCAUUUGGUGGAUCAUGUCCAUUUGAACUUGGAGGGCUAUCAGCUGUGGGCCGCGGAGCUAUUUCCUGCGGUUAAGGCCAUUUUGGACUCGACGAUGAACUGAGGGGGCUGAGCUGAGCUGGUUCGAACAUAAGACCGACGAGGUUCGGAAAGCUUGAGCAGACUGGGCGUAGAAACCACAUGCCGAAGCAAUCACUUCCGAAAGCAAAAUGGGUGAUAUUGUGUUAUAAUUGACAUUAUAAAAAACGACUAGCUACGCCUUUCUCUGAGGCAAAAAUGGCUGGAC